Molecule: messenger RNA, 1894 nt
Organism: Cheilinus undulatus (humphead wrasse)
Lineage: Eukaryota; Metazoa; Chordata; Actinopteri; Labriformes; Labridae
Gene: mkrn2
Product: makorin, ring finger protein, 2
Exons: 10
Coding region: 112-1377 (421 amino acids)
Biological process (GO): protein polyubiquitination
Molecular function (GO): metal ion binding; ubiquitin protein ligase activity
Source: RefSeq, a predicted model, not a curated record
GAACCUUCCUGUUGGGACUGUGGUUUCUACCCGGAUCUGUCUGACCGGGGCACCAACGUGACAACUUGGAAACAGCCGUCAUUUCUGAAUCUGUGAAGCCCCGCGAGGAAGAUGAGCACCAAACAGGUGACGUGUAGGUACUUCCUCCACGGCGUGUGCAGGGAGGGAAAUCGCUGUAUGUUCUCUCACGACCCGUCAAACAGCAAACCGUCCACCAUCUGUAAGUUCUACCAGAGAGGAGUGUGCGCCUACGGAGACCGCUGCAGGUACGACCACGUCAAAUUAUUUAGAGGAGGCGGGGGAGGACCUCCAGAGAACCAUGCAGCUGUAGGAGGGUCUGGGGGCGGGGCUCCAGUCAGAGGAGGAGUCAAGAAGACCAUGGUCCUCAGAGACAGCAGUGAACGACAGACCCACGUCAGCUCAAACAGACCAGUCCUGGGUGCUGACAGCUCAUUUGGGGGUCCGGCUGACAGUUUGGGUUCAGGACUCACAGCAGCGGCAGCGGCGGCUCCUCAGUCAUAUGUGGACGCCAUCAGAACGGGCCUUGAUGCCUCAGCACAGGAACAAGCCCCUCCCUCUGUUGGUGGAGCUUACCAGGACCUCCCCCAGCUCUGUCCCUAUGCAGCAGCUGGACACUGUUACUAUGAGGAGAACUGUACGUAUCUCCAUGGGGAUCUGUGUGAGGUGUGUGGUCUACAGGUGCUCCACCCUCACGACAGCGAGCAGAGGAGAGCUCAUGAAAAGAUGUGUAUGCUGGCGUUUGAGGCUGACAUGGAGAAGGCGUUUGCCGCCCAGCUGAGUCAGGAUAAGGUGUGCUCUAUCUGUAUGGAGGUGGUGGUCCAGAAGGCAAACCCGUCGGACCGCAGGUUCGGCAUCCUGUCCGCCUGCUGUCACACCUUCUGUCUGGCCUGCAUCAGGAAGUGGCGCUGCACAAGAAACUUCAGCAACAAAAUCAUCAAGGCGUGUCCAGAGUGUCGCGUGGCCUCAGAGUUCGUCAUCCCCUCGGUCUACUGGGUGGAGAACCAGGACGACAAAGACCACCUCAUAGAGCUCUUCAAGUCUGGAGUUGGUAAAAAGCCCUGUAAGUACUUCGAUCAGGGUCGGGGUUCGUGUCCGUUCGGAGGGAAGUGUUUGUAUCUUCACACCUUUCCAGACGGGACCAGAGCAGAACCCGACCGGCCACGCAAACAGCUGAGCUCCGAGGGCAGCGUCCGGUUCAUGAACAGCGUCCGUCUGUGGGAUUUCAUCGAGGAGCGCGAGCAGCGGCCCGCCCAGCCCCUGCAGUCCCUCGAUGAUGACAUCACAGAGCUGAGAGAGCUCUUCAUGCAGAUGUCGGGGCCGAGCCAUGAUGGCGCAGAGACCGAGGCUGACCAGUAAGGACCAGAUCAGACCAGGUCCAGCCCCCCUGGAGCCUAGACAAAGAUGUUUGUGGACAAAUAUAAACCAUGUGAUCUCUCUGCAGUCUGUGUCAGUACAUCAUGACAACAUGUUCAGUUAUCCAUGCAUUAUUAUUAUUUUAUUUAUGGUGUAAAUAUGGAAACGCGGCCUCGGUGUGAUGUCACAGUGGUGUUAGAUUUGAUUUAUCUUCUGUUUUUUAUAAUCCAGAGUGGAGCACAAACUAAACAUCAUGAACUAAGAGGAGUCACAGAUCAGACAAAGCACAACUACAGGCUGUUUUCUUUAUUCAUCUCUUCUCUGCCUUUUAUUUAUUUUUAUCCAUCACUGCUUUAAAUACAAAUAUGAGACCGUCUUUUAUUUCUUUAACAUUUUCAGAAGUCCAGGUUUGUCUGCAGUCAGUCUAAGGCGGGGCACUGUGUGGUUUAAAGCCACUUCUGUUAAAGUGGAGGUAGAUUGUCAGCUAAUAAUGUGCAAAUAAAUCAUCAAUGAUGCACCA